Molecule: messenger RNA, 1317 nt
Organism: Opisthorchis viverrini
Lineage: Eukaryota; Metazoa; Platyhelminthes; Trematoda; Opisthorchiida; Opisthorchiidae
Exons: 2
Coding region: 58-990 (310 amino acids)
Source: RefSeq, a predicted model, not a curated record
ACGUAGCUGAGUAAGCAUUGAUCGGAGUGGGUUAGUUUACAUCAAACUUAACAAGCGAUGACCUCUUUCAAAAUCACGAUACCCUCAGAAAGAACAUCUUCUGGCCAAGAAGUUAUAAGAUGGUUAGUGAAGAAACCUAAAGAAGAGAUCACGUAUGACUUACUUGUUGGAAGACUGAGAGAUAUAAUUCCCACACCGACGAGUGGGUACAAUGUGAUCUGGACUGACGAAGAGAAUACACACCUUGUGACCAACACUAAACAGCUGCAUGAAGCCAUUCGCUAUUUCGAGGAAAAAAAGCUCCCAGAUCGUUGUGUACGGUUGCAGGCGGAGCCCCGAGAUGUUAUCGAUGUUGCAAGUGCCUUGGAGCUAAUGGCUCUCCAGGCAGAACCACAAUCUUGCCAACCUUCUUCUUCGACAUCGAAGACCAUCCCUUCCGAUGAAACCAGAGUUCCAACUAAGAACUCAAAUACACAUCUCUUAGCGGACUCCUCUAUGUUAGCCGCGCUCAAACGGGAUCGCCUUAACAGGUUGGUGCUUCAGGCAAAUGAAUCCGUUACAAUAGCUCCACAGCCGCCUUUUGACGCAGACUGGGAUGUGAUAUCCAAUGUCCAACACAAGGCAAUACCUACUGAAGCGACUAUGCUCAACCCAGUUAAUGAAUUAUCAUCUGUCCACAGUAAGCCUCAGUCAAGGACAGGAACUCACAACUCCAAUAAAUCAGCCAUUAGCACCACACGUCAUCCCGUGAACAGUGAAACAUAUAUGAAAACGUUAGCCCACCCACUGACAGAAGGCAAAGAAAUCCACGAGGGUGGCAGAAAUUCGCCAUACAAAAUGAGCAGGAGCGAAAUUGAUACACUUGCCAGAAAAUUCUACAAGAUGGGAUUCCAUUUUGAAGAGAAAACGCUCAUUUCGGUAAUCGAGGACUACAAAGGAGAUGCAAACCUGAUACUGGAUAAACUGACUCAAAUGCAAAACACAAAGUGAGUUUUUGGCAAAGAAUCAAACUGUACCAAAGACCACAGUCCUUUUUGGUUCCAUGAAACCAAGCCACUCGAAACUCGCUUGGAUCAAGUCUGCAUUUUUUUAUGCAUGGCUGCAAGCGGUGGAUAAUUAUGAAAUGUUAUUAAUUAUUCUUAAAAAGCAUAGAGUGGGUAUGAUUCCUCUGCUACUUUAUUUUCACCUGAUAGCCAAAAAACUGUAACGUCCUUCGAGUGGACUGGACCCAAAUAUUAUACAUAAGCUGAGAUAAUAUCCUUCAUCUAUGUUUGAAGACAUCUUUGUGUAAAUGAUAAGUCCACCUGUCAUUCUAAA